AGGUAAGAGGAGGGUUUAGGAGAGUUGCCAAUGUUCCCGAGACUAUUUUCAUUGCAUGUUUGCAUUUGCACUGUGCAGAAAUACUUUAACCGGACCUGUAAAACUAAAAGAGGAAGAGCAAUACCUGAGCUACAAAUAAUUCCUAAAUACUGCAAUUCCUGGAUGUUCAUAAUGAGACUCUUUCACCAUCUUUGGCUUUUUAUCCUGUGGCUGAACGUGGAUGAAUCCCUACAGCAGGACGAGGUGAACUGUUCAGUACCUGUGAUUGAAAAUGGAUAUGUGUCUGGGGAUAUCAGAGAGUACAAACGAAAUGAAGUCCUGCAUUUUCUGUGCAAUGCGACAUAUAAUCCCUUUAGAAAAACACCUUCAAUAUGCACAAAAUUAGGCACAAAAGUAGUUUGGGACCCCACACCUAAAUGUGAACUAACAACAUGUAGACUGUCACUGCUGCCACCUGAAGGAACCAGGUAUGAACCUCCUUUCAGGAAUUUGUUUUCACCUGGUGAAUCAGUAAGAGUAAUAUGUGGAGGUAAGCACAACACCUCAGAAGUCGCUACAUGCAAAGAUGAUGGAGAGUGGACUUUCGAACCAACAUGCAGUGCAAUAAAAUGUAGACUGUCACUGCCACCACUUGAAGGAACCAGUUAUGACCCUCCUUACAGAAAUGUGUUUCCACCUGGUGAAAGAGUAAAAAUAACAUGUGGAGACGGGUACUACAUUUCCCGCCCGCAAGACGUCUCAGCAGUUGCUACAUGCAAAGAUGAUGGAGAGUGGACUUUCACACCAAUAUGCAGAGAGGUCACAUGCAACCGUCCACGAGACCCAACUUUGUAUGACUGGAGGAAUUGGGAACCACGAUUAAAGUUGCUGGAUACUGUACGUUAUUCAUGUAGGGGAGGCUAUAAGAGAACAGAUGGUGCCACUGAGGCCACAUGCACCAGAGAUGGGUGGAGCCCAAAUCCACUCUGUCAAGCUCCCACUCUGGAACAGUGAUGCAGAUUUUCCUCGAGGUCCAAAGAAGUCUCAAUGAAAAUACCCCCCAUUCUUUGCACAUGUAUACAGCAGAUUUGGAUGGACGCAUUAUGAAAUACUUGUAUAUCAACAGUCUUUUAUAUCACAAACAUUGCAAUGUUGGCCUUUACAGUAAGGUGGUUUUAAACGUAGUGAUUGAAUGACUUAAUCUAACAGUCAAUUGUGUGAUAAUAUCAUCUGAUAUUAUGAGGCUUCGGUGUGUUGAAUAAAAGAGGAGAUAACUUCAAAAGCUAAUUGCAUCUUGAGCUGCUACAGGCUCCGCUUUGUUCACCAGCUAGUUUAUAACUCUCUGUCUGCUGUUUGAUGCUGAGCAGGUAGUGUGACCCAAAACAACUACAACUACACUAUAAAGCUCUGUCAAGCAGAGGAGAGCGUCAGAUUCUCUGUAGGUUCAUUUUCACAUUGUCAUUAUAAAAACUAUUGAUCAGUGCAGAUUAAAGGGUCUGAAUACUUCAUCCACCAUCUUCCACUGUGCAAUAUCUCAAAACAUUAUCCAAGUAGUCCCUCUAACACUGGCGACGGCUGUGUAUGCAAUAUGUUCAAACAGGUCAUUAACAUUGCACUUGCAGGACCCUGCACCGUGAAUCGCAGCAACAUGAUGGAAAAAACAUUACAUUCAAAUAUAUGAAUCACAUGAUUCAUGUAGCUCAUAAUGAUAUGACUGAAUUCAAGUGUACCCAAAGAAGAUCUGUUCGCAAGGCAAACAUGCGUGUGACGUGUAAUGAUGGUGUAAUGCUCCUACCCGUGCAGAUAACCAAAGAAUAUGUGAUCUAACGUACUGUGGUGUCCAGUGGCAAAACUAUUACAAAUAAACUUUUUAAAAUUCA
This is a messenger RNA of Seriola aureovittata, 1859 nucleotides long. Its product is annotated as complement factor H-like. The record is from RefSeq and is a predicted model, not a curated record. NCBI's taxonomy places the organism in Eukaryota, Metazoa, Chordata, Actinopteri, Carangiformes, Carangidae. The transcript is spliced from 6 exons. Bases 31 to 993 code for a protein of 320 amino acids.